This is a messenger RNA of Charadrius vociferus (killdeer), 807 nucleotides long. RefSeq names its product tumor necrosis factor receptor superfamily, member 18 (gene TNFRSF18). Gene Ontology annotation, biological process: negative regulation of apoptotic process; positive regulation of cell adhesion. The transcript is spliced from 6 exons. Gene Ontology annotation, molecular function: tumor necrosis factor receptor activity; protein binding. The coding region runs from base 1 to 807 and encodes 268 amino acids. Gene Ontology annotation, cellular component: external side of plasma membrane; plasma membrane. The record is from RefSeq and is a predicted model, not a curated record. Lineage: Eukaryota; Metazoa; Chordata; Aves; Charadriiformes; Charadriidae.
AUGACUGGACGGACGGGUGAAGUCGGUCACCUCAAGAUUCGAGCUUGCUUGCUGCUGAUGGUGUGCCUGUGGCAGUGGACACAGCAAACCCUGGCAACACCCUGCCGGGACGGUGAGCUGAGAAUAAUCAGUAAAGACGAAAAGAAAUGCUGCCCCAAAUGCAGCUCAAGCACAGGAGACAACAGCACAUGUCAAGAUAUUGAGGACCAUGACUGCAAAUGUCGUCAGGGAUACAGCUGUAUUGAUAGCGCCUGUCUCUACUGCAAAAAACUGCCUGAAUGCGGAGAAGGCGAGGAGCUGGUUAAGCUUGGCAUUUUAGACUUCACAUUCAAAUGUAAACCAUGUGAGACAGGAACCUAUUCUAAUGUUAAGAAUGGCUGGUGCCGUAACUGGACUGAUUGUGAAAGUUCUGGGUUUCUAACAAUCAAGCAAGGCAACAGUACACAUAAUGCAGUAUGUGGUUUCCCUUCUAAAGAUUUGGAGCAAGCUCCUAUUACAAAUGACUCUCUAUACACCACCAUCCUGGCCAUCCUUACUGCAGUGGCUGUAUUUGUUCUCAUCCUGCUGACCUUCUUCUUGCAUCUCUGCAUAUGGUCACUGAAGAAGGAAAAAUACCACACAGUUGAUGAUCUGGAACAUAACUUCCCUAGGCUGCCGGUGGCUCCACAACUGGCGCACCAGAGAGAAGAGACUUACAGCUGUCAGUUUCCAGAAGAAGAACAUGGAGACAAAACCCCAGAAGAAAAGCCUUGCUAUUUCCACUCGCAGAGUUUACAACGGGAACAGAUAAAUUGCAAUAUGCUGUGA